Messenger RNA from Carassius gibelio (silver crucian carp), 4463 nucleotides. Its product is annotated as rab GTPase-activating protein 1. The transcript is spliced from 27 exons. Bases 192 to 3413 code for a protein of 1073 amino acids. The record is from RefSeq and is a predicted model, not a curated record. NCBI's taxonomy places the organism in Eukaryota, Metazoa, Chordata, Actinopteri, Cypriniformes, Cyprinidae.
GAGAGCCGAAGAGAGCGGCGGCGCAUGCGCAGUGCGAGCGGGGUUUGGUUUGUGUUUACAGCAGCACCGUUGCUGGCUAAUGUCCAUCGCUGUUAUGUCAAGCCUCUCUGGAAUAAAAAGCUUUUGUGGAAACAGGUAAUUUUGCUCAUUAAACUGCCAUUCAUGAGCACGUCUGGCUUGAUUUAGCAGUCAUGGAUGACAAGGCCUCAGUGGGGAAAAUUAGCGUGUCCUCCGACUCCGUGUCCACCCUCAACAGUGAGGAAUUUGUCCUGGUGUCCGGCCUGGGGGACGAGACCCCCUCCACUAAUAAUGGUAGCGAUGAUGAAAAGACAGGACUAAAGGUGAUUUCUGAGGAAGGUGUCAGCUUUAAGAUUGUGGGCAACGGCAGUGAGCAGCAGUUACAGCAGGAGCUGGAAGAUGUGCUGAUGGACCCUUCAGUAACUGAACUAGUGGGCGGACCGGACCAUCUGGGAGGGGUCAAGCAUGGCUAUCCCACUACAGCUGUGCCACUGCGGUCCGGACCAAUCCCCCCUAAACUUGAGAUAGUGCUGCCCAUUCAGGGAGCUCAGGAGAGUGAACUCAAUGAGAGAUCUUACAGGGAUGAGCCCUCUGACUUGAGUCCCGGGACCCCCGUCCCAGAUGAAGACAGCGUGGUGUUCAGUAAGCUGACGUAUUUAGGCUGUGCGUCAGUGAAUGCCCCGCGCAGUGAGGUGGAGGCUCUGCGUAUGGUCAGCAUCCUCCGCAGCCAGUGCCAGAUGCCCCUGGAUGUCACCCUCUCUGUGCCCGGAGUCUCAGAGGGCACCGUCAGGCUGUUGGACCCUCAGACCAGCACUGAGAUUGCCAACUACCCCAUUUACAAGAUCCUCUUCUGUGUCCGCGGCCACGACGGCUCGCCCGAGAGCGACUGCUUCGCCUUUACCGAGAGCCACUACAACACUGAGAUCUUCCGCAUCCACGUCUUCCGCUGUGAGAUCCAGGAGGCGGUCAGCCGAAUACUCUAUAGCUUUGCCACAGCUUUCCGCCGAUCAGCCAAUAAAGCACCGCUCUCAGCCAAGGCUUCGCCAGACAGCGACGUCUUCACCUUCACCGUCAGCCUGGAGAUCAAAGAGGAUGAUGGGAAGGGCACAUUUAGUGCCGUGUCAAAGGACAAGGACAGACAGAGCUUCAAACUGCGUCCAGGCAUGGACAAAAAGAUUGUGAUUUACGUCCAGCAGACGUCCAACAAAGAGCUGGCCAUCGAGAGGUGUUUCGGUCUGCUCUUGAGCCCAGGGAAGAACGUAAAGAACAGUGAUAUGCACCUGCUUGACCUGGAAUCAAUGGGCAAGAGUUCUGAUGGGAAGUCUUACAUCAUCACAGGGAGCUGGAAUCCCAACACUCCUCAGUUUCAGGCCGUGAAUGAGGAGACGCCCAAAGAUAAGUUCAUGUACAUGACGACGGCGGUGGACCUGGUGAUCACGGAGGUGGAGGAGCCUGUGCGCUUCCUGCUGGAGACACGGGUUCGAGUGUGCUCACCCAACGAUAGACUCUUCUGGCCCUUCAGCAAACGCAGUUACACCGAGAGCUUCUAUCUCAAACUCAGGCCGAUGGAGAACAAGGAGAGGAAGAGCAACUCAGACACGCUGUAUGAAGUGGUGAGUUUAGAGAGCGAGACUGAGAGAGAGAGGAGGAAGACUACUGCGAGCCCUGGCAUCCAGUCAUGCGGCUCUCACAGCUCUACGGUGCCCUCACCUCCUGAGGAUGAUGAGGAGGAAGAUAAUGAUGAGCCGUUAUUAAGUGGAUCUGGAGAUGUGUCGAAGGAAUGUGGUGAAAAAAUUCUGGAAACUUGGGGAGACUUACUGUCUAAAUGGCAUCUGAACCUGGCUGUGCGACCCAAACCGCUCCCGGCGCUGGUGCGCAGUGGUGUCCCAGAGGCCUUGAGAGGGGAGGUGUGGCAGCUACUGGCCGGAUGUCAUAACAAUGACCAUCUGGUGGAGGAGUACCGCACACUCAUCACUAAGGAAUCCCCACAGGACAGUGCCAUCACUCGUGACAUUAACCGUACGUUUCCUGCACACGACUACUUCAAAGAUACGGGUGGUGACGGACAGGACUCUCUCUAUAAGAUCUGUAAGGCAUAUUCUGUGUAUGAUGAAGAAAUCGGUUACUGUCAAGGCCAGUCUUUCCUUGCUGCUGUGCUGCUGCUACACAUGCCGGAAGAGCAGGCGUUCAGCGUGCUGGUCAAGAUCAUGUUUGAAUACGGUCUCAGGGAGCUCUUCAAGCAGAACUUCGAAGACCUGCACUGCAAGUUCUUCCAGCUGGAGAGACUCAUGCAGGAAUACAUUCCAGACCUGUACGCACACUUCCUGAACCUGGGUCUGGAAGCACACAUGUACGCCUCCCAGUGGUUCCUCACGCUCUUCACAGCCAAGUUCCCUCUUUACAUGGUCUUUCACAUCAUAGACCUUCUGCUGUGUGAGGGCAUCAGUGUCAUUUUCAAUGUGGCCCUUGCAUUAUUGAAGACAUCUAGAGAUGACCUGCUGCAGAUGGACUUUGAGGGCGCGCUGAAGUUCUUUCGAGUGCCGGUGCCCAAACGCUAUCGCUCUGAGGAGAACGCCAAGAAGCUCAUGGAGCUAGCAUGCAGCAUGAAGAUCAGCCAGAAGAAGCUGAAGAAGUACGAGAAGGAGUAUCACACCAUCCGAGAGCAGCAGGAACAGCAGGAGGCGCCCAUCGAGAGAUAUGAGAGAGAAAACCGGCGGCUACAGGAAGCUAACAUGCGUCUGGAGCAAGAGAAUGACGAUUUGGCUCACGAGCUGGUCAGCAGUAAGAUCGCCCUGAGGAAAGACCUGGACAACGCUGAGGAGAAAUCUGACGCACUCAACAAAGAGCUUCUCAUCACUAAACAGAAACUGGUGGAAUCUGAAGAUGAGAAGAGACGACUGGAGGAAGAGUCAGCACAGCUGAAGGAGAUGUGUCGGAGAGAACUGGAUAAAUCUGAGUCCGAGAUCAAGAAAAACGGCUCCAUCAUUGGAGAAUACAAACAGAUCUGCUCUCAGCUCAGCGAGCGGCUGGAGAAACAGCAGACGGCCAACAGAGGAGAGCUGGAAAAGAUCCGGAUGAAGGUGGAGGGCUGUGAGAAGUGCAGCAUUCUCUUCAGUAAGGAGGGCCGUCUGAAGGUGCUCAGGACUCCUAAGGAGGGCAGUGAGGAGGACACGGAUGAGGAGAAGGAGGCUCUGAAGAACCAGCUGAGAGAGAUGGAGCUGGAGCUGGCGCAGACCAAGCUACAGCUGGUGGAGGCUGAGUGCAAGAUCCAGGAUCUGGAGCAUCAUCUUGGUCUGGCUCUGAACGAGGUCCAAGCCGCCAAAAAGACGUGGUUCAACAGGACAUUAACCUCCAUCAAGACUGUGACAGGAGCUCAGGGCAAGGAGAGCGUCUAACAAGAGACACAUCCACAGACUAAACACUCCAGCCCCAUCAUCAUCUUCCCCCAUCCGGCUCGACCCCACAGCUUCUAGGGUACCAGCUACCCCAUUUGAAACACAAGUACUUACUGAAAGAAAAAGGCUUUAACGCUAGUCUUUCUACUACUGAUGAUGUUAAACGUCUGGGGUGUGUCGCUGACCAACAACGCUCCUCUGGGGGAUAUUAACAUUUCUAUCUGCUGUCCUACUCAAGACUACUUGCACAAAGUCAACAGACGGUACGAGUGCUGCCGGAAAACUAGCUUGGGUCCUAGCGUGACUUUCAUUAUUGUAAGAAGAGGGCAAAUGUGUUGAUUGUGUGCAUGUGUACGAGGUCUGCUUUUAUUGUACAGUGCAUAUGUGAAUAUGUUGGCCAACAUUGUGGUUCUCAGAGGAAAAGUAAAACAGGAAGAUGGUAGCACACUGUACAUAGACUGUACAGUGAACUUUUAAUUAAAUUCCUCCUCCAACCACUAGCUGGCGCCCUUCUGAUAUUAACAAAAGCAGUAAAUGGUGAUUGGGGUGUAGGCAUUAUGUCUAUGCGAUGCCAUACACAACCAGAUCGGUGAAGUCUGCUUGUGUAUGUGAAAGGUUUUACAGUAGCUGUUCAUCAUGACUAACAGGAAACACUUAGGCACAUCUGGAGGUAAAGAAACUGCAGCAGUCGCUUUGGGGAAGGUGUUUACACCUUACAGACAUAUUUAUAUUAAUAUCAGGCUUGCUAGAGUUAUUGUUGUUAUUAAAGAAGACAAAUGAGGCCGUUCUAAAAGGCACAGGGUUGUAAAUAGCAUUUUGUUUUUUGGAUUAAUUUUAUAUUUCAACUAUGGUAACUGUACUAAUGUUGCCUAAUUGUACUGUGCUACAGAUUAUUACUCAUGAUUUGCUUUGUCUGAAUUUCCAACUGCUGUCUGAUCAUUACAUGCCAACUGUACCUUUUACCCAGCAUUACAUGCGUGUGGACAUGGUAAUAGUGUAGGAUGCAUUGUGUAAACCUCCAUGAAUUUCAAUAUAAACCUAUGAAUACUU